AUGACUGCCAAAGAAACAACUGUCGAUGAAGCAAUGAAUGCAGUCGAUGACACCUCCCGUCGCUUCAAAAGAGUGGGCAACGUUGGAGGCACGAUCAAGGACGAGGAGGGUCUACCUCCGGCAUUUCCAGGUGUCGCAAAAUGGCUUCCGCUGUUGCCGCAAGUCUUUACCUCUAUUCACUCACAUCUUGAAGGCAUUACCAGGGGGGGUUCUGAAACAUCGGAGCAGCGCCAGUCUUUCCACCAAAUCAAGCAAUCUGCUGAAGCUUGCGAUGGUCUCGCCAAGAUCAUCGAGUCUAUGUUCAGUGCGAUCAAGAAAGGGACAAAUGCCAUGGAAAAGGCAGCGCAAUAUGCAGCUGUGGUGGAAGCGAACGGCGAUCAGGUAGUGGAGAAGCUGAUGGAAGAUGUGCUCAACCAGAUGAUGGUGGUAGCGAAACCGCCUUGGGUAGCUGACGAGGUUGUCACCGAGCUGGACAUUGCUUUAGGUGAAAUCACACAGCUUCCUCCUUCACUGCAAAAGAAACAGCAUGGAUCAAACACUCAAAUUCAGUACGGUAACGGAAUCAUGAUGCUGCAUAACGGAAAAGGUACGCAGGCUAGCACCGUUGGAGGGCUCCAGGUGAACGGUCCGAAUGAGAAUGCUCAGUACCAUGUCGGGUCUUGA
This is a messenger RNA of Colletotrichum costaricense, 663 nucleotides long. RefSeq lists its product as uncharacterized. The coding region runs from base 1 to 663 and encodes 220 amino acids. The transcript has a single exon. NCBI's taxonomy places the organism in Eukaryota, Fungi, Ascomycota, Sordariomycetes, Glomerellales, Glomerellaceae. The record is from RefSeq and is a predicted model, not a curated record.